This is a messenger RNA of Suillus fuscotomentosus, 800 nucleotides long. RefSeq lists its product as uncharacterized. NCBI's taxonomy places the organism in Eukaryota, Fungi, Basidiomycota, Agaricomycetes, Boletales, Suillaceae. The record is from RefSeq and is a predicted model, not a curated record. The transcript is spliced from 4 exons. The coding region runs from base 96 to 647 and encodes 183 amino acids.
CGAUGCGUGUCGUCUUCGGGUGACAGUGUCAUAUUGAAAGAAUUAUCUUGCAAUUCUUGCACUCCGCGCAACCUAGUACGAAACAAUGGGAAAGCAUGAGGGACUGGCUCGAACACCCUUACGAGGCGCUGGCUCCUCCUUUGUUCAUUCAAGGUUCCUUUGCGGACCUCGACCUUACCCUCAUUCCACACGGUUUAGUUGGUUUGAGAGUGGCGAAGAAUUGGAUUCGCGAAUCUUUCUAUAGAUUGAACCCAUCCAAGAGCCCCCAAUUUCUGACGACCUUGAUGAGAAUCACCAGUUUGAGUUUCGCUUUCGACCGGAAUGAUGCUCCCACCUACAUUGUUCAGGCAAAGUGUGUCACCAAAAAUACAUUUACCGAGCUCCUCCGACAGCCAGAUAAUCGCUACCUGGUGCUGGACAUGUUCAAUUCUUACCGAGGAGCUACUCCCAGCAGUAUAUCAUCGGGAAUUCUGUUUCUACUACAUGUCCUGGACAACGGUUUACGUGUCAAUCUAUCCGUUCUAUGCGACUGCAUUGAGGAUAUCCUUGCCUCUUUCGUUAUAAAUCACAGAAUGGAUCCCAUCCUGGACAAACUUCCACUGCACGGUGCUGUUCUUCCAUUCGACUGGUUGAUCUUGCCCCCAUAAGUUUUCUGUGAAAAAAGACGUCGAACCGGGUCAAUAAGCUUGCUCUUGGGUGCGAUAGGGAAUCUAAUACGGAGAUUGCGCGUGGGUAGUACUAUGGGUUCUUUGUGGCUUGCCCAUAUUACCAGUAUCACACCGUUACUUCGCAAUAUUUUC